This is a messenger RNA of Prorocentrum cordatum, 769 nucleotides long. Lineage: Eukaryota; Dinophyceae; Prorocentrales; Prorocentraceae. The record is from the annotation of a GenBank genome assembly.
GUGGGAGACCCGGCACGUCAAGGAUCUGUGCCGCCUCUACCGCGAGAGCGGCGCCGUGGGCAACUUCCUCGACAUCGGGGCCAACAUCGGCACCUUCGCCAUUCCUUUGGCGGACUGCCUCGGAGGCGGCGGACGAGUGCUCGCCGUGGAGGGGAUGCCGCCCACCGCGGACCACCUCGUGGCAGGCAUCUUGGACAGCAGGCUGAAGAACGUGGACGUGUACCCUUACGCCGUGGGCGCGUCCGGGGAUCCGAGGACGGUGACCAUGUCACUCAACCCUGUCAACAAGGGCGGCUCUGCCGUCAAGGGCAACAAGCCCUUCACCAACAUGACCGACGACCAGUUGCAGGACUUGUUCCACCCGGGCAAGAAGGCACAGAAGUACGCCCAGAAGGUUGUGGUGAAGGAGUUCUCUGUGCCUCUCACCACCGGUGACCAUAUGCUCUAUCACAACCCAGCCAUGAAGGCCAUCGUGAUCGCCAAGGUCGACAUCGAGGGCUACGAGGGCAGGUUCAUCCGAGGCUCCAAUACCCUGUUUACCAAGUACCCCCCGUGCUUCAUGACCAUCGAGCUGAUUCCGGAGUGGCUGGAGCGCGCUGGUACGCCAGCACAGGAGAUUCUGGACCAGCUGACCGCCUGGGGCUACAAGGACGUCCCCACCCUCGCAGGGCUCAUGAAGUCGAACGUCGAUGCCAAGACCCGGACAGUUGUGCAGAGGGACAUGGCGAAGUGCCUGCAGCGCGUGAGGUCCUACGCCUCCCAGCAGUGA